AUGCUAGAAGAAACAGAAGAAUACCAAAAAUCGAAUAGGUCACGUCAACUAUUCCAAAAUAUCAAUGCCCUUAAAACAGGAUUCAAGAAACAAGAAAAGUUCUUAAAAAAUAGCGGUGGUACAUUGAUUACAGACCCAAAUAAUAUUUUGGAUAAAUGGAAAGAUUACUUCGAGAACCUCCUUAAUUGUCACGAGCCUAUAAACUCAUUCACUUGGACUGAAGUAGAACCAAACGAAAUCGAAUACCUCCCACCAGACAGAAUUGAGAUAGCAGAACAAAUUAAGAGGCUAAAAAAUCAUAAUACUCCGGGUGAAGAUGGAAUCCAGGCUGAGAUUCUAAAGAGUUUAGAUGAAGAAACCAUAUCCAAUAUACAUAACCUUGUANCUCGAGUGCAAUAAUUAUAGGGGCAUUGCUCUACUCAACACAACAUACAAAGUAUUAUCGUACUGCAUCCUAGAUAGAAUUAAACCAAUCUCCGAAGGAUUACUGGGAGACUACCAAGGGGGUUUUAGACCAAAUAGAUCUACUACAGAUCAAAUAUUUAUUAUAAGGCAGAUAUUACAAAAAAUGUGGGAGUUUGAUAAGGAGGUCUAUACCUUGUUUGUAGACUUUGAGAAAGCAUACAACUCCAUACAUAGACCAACACUAUUUAAUAUAUUAAAAGAGUUCAAUAUGCCAAGAAAGUUAAUUAACCUGAUUAAAGCGACUAUGGAAAAUUCUGAAAUAAAAAUAAAAAUAGCGAGCUCUACAUCUAAAUCGUUCAAAGUAACAUCUGGUUUAAGGCAAGGGGAUGCAUUAUCUCCAAUCCUUUUUAACCUAGUUUUCGAAAAGGUGGUCAGAGAUAUGAAUAUAUCGGAAGGUAUAACCUUAGGACUGUCAAAGAUAGGCCUGCUAGCAUAUGCCGACGAUAUUGCCAUCAUAGGAGACAAUAUUGAAAUAGUUAAAAUACAUUGUAAGAAGCUAAUGGAUGCUGCGAGUAAAGUCGGCCUCAGAAUAAAGGAUGGUAAGACGGAAUAUGUGAAACUCAACGGAAGAGACAGGACGUAUCGACACAGAGAUAGUAUGAAUGUAGAUGGACAUAUAUUCCACAGGGUUCCACAAUUUAAAUUUAGGUGUCCUCUUAACUCAGGACAAUGAGUUAAGAGUAGAAAUUUCAAAAAGGAUACAACUGGCCAACAACUGUUUUUUUGGUUUGGGAACCCUGCUAAAAUCUAGAUUAAUAUCUCUAAAUUUAAAAAUAAAAAUAUAUAUGACAUUAAUACGCCCUGUCAUCCUAUAUGGGUCAGAAACAUGGGCUUCAAGAAAAAUAGAGGAAAUAAGAUUGGACACCUUUGAAAGAAAAGUUGUAAGACGAAUUUAUGGACCUUGUCUCGACACAGGAACCAAAGAAUGGAGAAUCCGAACCAAUGAGGAAAUAUAUAACUUGUUCCAAAGAUCAAGUAUUUCAAGGGAAAUCGCAAAAAGAAGACUGAUGUGGGCAGGUCACGCUUGGAGGAAAAAAGACGCUAUGAUAAACAUAGUAAUUAAAGAGGAUUCGAAAGGAAAAAGACCACUAGGCAGACCACGCCUCAGAUGGGAAGAUUGUGUGAAGAGAGAAGUAAAAGAAGUAGACCUAAGAGCAAACUGGAGAGAAAUAGCUGAAAACAGAAUAAGGUGGAGGGAAAUUUGUUUUACGGGAUGGUCUUAA
Cinara cedri is the source of this 1688-nucleotide messenger RNA. The record is from the annotation of a GenBank genome assembly. Lineage: Eukaryota; Metazoa; Arthropoda; Insecta; Hemiptera; Aphididae.